GGGGACUUGAGAGGGAAUUGUCAAGCAAAGUUUGAGCUAUGCACAAGAGCACCAUUUAGUUUUAUUUUGUGAACACUUGGAAACAUUCCACAGUUAUGUACAAAUCGUUGCCUUGAGAGGAACGCCAGACCGCAAGCUAUUCUGAGCCGGGAAGCGAGCAAGCUAGUAUGAGGAGAGAGACACCAGAGCAUUUAUCAAAGCUGAAUCAGAGGCAGCAGAACUGGAACGAGGACACUCAUAGCUUUUUGCUUUUGUUUCUAACAAUUUGACAGCAUACAUGGCGACUGAUGGCAAUGCUCUUGGUUCUUCACGAUGAGUCGGAGGAGGAUAUCCUGUAAAGACCUGGGACAUGCUGACUGCCAAGGGUGGCUGUAUAAGAAAAAGGAAAAAGGAACUUUCCUGACCAACAAAUGGAAAAAGUUCUGGGUAGUGCUGAAGGGAACAUCACUAUACUGGUACAGCAAUCAAAUGGCAGAGAAGGCUGAUGGAUUUGUCAACCUGCCCGAUUUCACUGUGGAGAGAGCAUCUGAAUGCAAGAAAAAGCAUGCUUUUAAGAUCAGCCAUCCACAGAUCAAGACCUUUUAUUUUGCAGCUGAGAAUGCACAGGAAAUGAGUGUGUGGUUAAACAAGCUUGGGUUCGCUGUAGUCCAUCAUGAAUCUGUUACAAAGGAUGAAGAAUGCUACAGUGAGAGUGAACAGGAGGACCCUGAAAUCGCUGUGGAGACACCACCCCCUCCUUACUCUGCAGAGACUUUCUCUCCUUUGGCUGCACAGCAGGCAUCUUCCUCUUCACCCAAAUCUUGCUCUUCCUCUUCCUCGGAAAGUACAAUAAAGACAAACAGCAGUUUGGCCUCCUUAUCUAGAGAGAGACAGUCCUGGAUCGACAUGGUGAAUAGUUCCGCCACGGCCGACGAUGAGGGACAGUCUAUAACAUUGGCUGUGCAGGUUCACUCAUCUGCACCCUCAGAGGCAAACAGUUGCAGGGCUCUGGAAAACAGCUUUGCCACAUCAGAAAGUGGAUUUUUGAACUCUUUGUCUAGUGAUGACACGUCUUCACUGAAUAGCAACCUGGACCAUCUGAUUGUCCCAGACAAGCCCGCUGGAUCCAAGAUGGUGGACAGAGAAGAAACAAAGUUGUCUGAAGAUGAUGAGAUGGAGAAACUCUACAAAUCGUUAGAACAAGCCAGUCUCUCUCCCCUUGGGGAUCGUCGACCUUCAACCAAAAAGGAGUUGAGAAAGUCCUUUGUUAAGCGAUGUAAGAAUCCAUCCAUAAAUGAGAAACUUCACAAAAUCCGAACCUUGAAUAGCACAUUGAAGUGUAAAGAACAUGACCUGGCCAUGAUUAACCAGUUGCUGGAUGAUCCAAAGCUGACAGCCAGGAAAUACAGGGAGUGGAAGGUGAUGAACACACUGCUGAUCCAGGAUAUCUAUCAGCAGCAGCGGGCCCCUACGCCUGCCCAUGAAGGCACCCCCGAGGGACUUGAGGAACCACCUUCCUCUGCCUGUGUUGAAAAUUCUAUUUGAGAACAAGCCAGCAUUCUCUCCCCUGCUAUCUUACCCCCAAGUGACUCUCCAAGAAGUUGCAAGAGCUUUCCAUCAAAGGAAAACUGAAACCAAUUCCUCAAGCAUUGGCUCCUUCUCUAAAGAAGCAAGUGAGGUGAGGACCCACUCUGACGGCAGCAGGAUUCCUCGUUCCAGUUGGAGUACUUUCAUCGAGACUGGAGGGAUGGAGUCCAGUUGAACAAACUUCGUGUUCCUGCUUGGAGCUCUCGGUUAUGCUAAGCUUUAAGUGGGAAGUGAGAAGUGUAUGUUACUUGCUCUCAAGAGAACCACGGUGUUCCAAGGACAAAGAUCACAUUUUACCAGGGAUAAUUAUUCAUAGAAAUGUUCUGUUUUCCAAAAAAGAAGAAUGUACAUAUUCCCCCGGCUUGGGUAGUUUAAUUCUUCAAAUCAUUUCUUGGAGUGGAGGAAUGUGUUUCACAGCAGAAACUGGAAUGGGACAAAUGUGGUUUUUUGGAACCCAAAUCUCUCUGGAGUAGUGGUGCCUUUUCUACAAGCUGAGAAAUACUUCGUGGUGAUUGGUGUGUGGGAGAGCCCAAGGGGGAGGCAUGUUCUAUUGAACACCCUCUCAAAGUACAGUUUGAUGUUUCUACACUUGACUCAGGGGUGGGGCAGGGAGGAUCUGAUUAAAGUUUCCUUUUCACAGAACAACUAAAGAAAUCUAUCUCAUUGGGUGUAGAGACCUCUACUUCCUCCUAGCUUUUCUAAUGCACUGCAGGAGAUAGAAAUAAGUCCACCAAGGAAUGCUUGCUGGUUUUGUCUCGGAAGUGGUGCCUAGACACAAUGUCAACUUAUAUCCUGUCUCCCCAGAUCAAGAUGGACAAAAUAAUUCUGGUGUCUGAAUGGGUUUGAUAUCUUUACUCCAAAAACACCCAACAAAAACAACAAAAGACUUAAAAUAUGAUUGUUUUAUUUUUGUAUGUUUGUGUCACCUUGUGUCCUAUGUGAAUAGCUAUCUAUAAUAUGUUUGUUAUUUAAGUAUAUUUAUAGAAGGUCAAAUUACUAGUGUUUUAAAAGAUGGUAAAGUAAUUAUAUGUUUUGCUCAAUAUAUAUUCUCUAAGUAUAUACUUUUUUGCUUGAGAAAAUAGGAAUACUGUUGAUCACUGGAAUUAUUAUGUUGCACUAUAAUGUAUGAGGAAUGCUCAGGCUAUCUUGUGGGAUGAAUGUGGAGGCAUGUAUUAGUAAUUAUUAAUUUUCUGGCUUCUCUUUCUCUCUCUCUCUGCCUCUCUUUCUCAAGCCAGAGUGCUCAGAAUUCUGUCACUCUCUUAACCAGAAAAGGACAUUCACCUUAGGUUAUUUCUUCUAGUAAAUAGAUUUUUUAAGCUUUAUGCCAUUUAUGCCCACAAACCCUAAACCAAAUGAAACACAACUAAUAUAGUCUUUUGUCUAAGGUCUAAUAGAAAUUUUGGGGUUUUCUGUUAAAAAGAGGGACUCAUUUUAUUAGAGAAUAUGAAAAUCUUCCCUUAUUAAUCACUAGGGAUAUUUUUCAUCUUAC
This is a messenger RNA of Enhydra lutris kenyoni (northern sea otter), 3055 nucleotides long. RefSeq names its product interaction protein for cytohesin exchange factors 1. The transcript has 11 exons. The coding region runs from base 313 to 1524 and encodes 403 amino acids. The record is from RefSeq and is a predicted model, not a curated record. Lineage: Eukaryota; Metazoa; Chordata; Mammalia; Carnivora; Mustelidae.